Messenger RNA from Jatropha curcas, 843 nucleotides. RefSeq names its product protein PHLOEM PROTEIN 2-LIKE A9. NCBI's taxonomy places the organism in Eukaryota, Viridiplantae, Streptophyta, Magnoliopsida, Malpighiales, Euphorbiaceae. The record is from RefSeq and is a predicted model, not a curated record.
AGCAAAACAGAACAUAUAUAAAGCGCUAAGGCAAUUCAAUUAUCAUCUCAUUCCUUCCUCCAAACCUAUUAAACAUUAAACAUUUCUGUUUUUUGACCUCUCAAGAUGGCAUCAAAGCCACAUCGCGAGGCUAACUUGAAUGCAGUGGAAAAGAAAGAGAAUAAGUGGAUUCUUGGACCUCCGGCGCUUAACAUCGUAUGGGGUAAUGACGAGCGCUAUUGGAAAUUAUCGCGAGACCAAGCUUCAGCAGAGUUAUUACAGGUAUGUUGGCUGGAAGUAACAGGUUCAACUAGUGAGAAUCUACAAAAAGGGAAGUCGUACGAAAUCAAGUUCAAGGUUGAAAUGAAAGAAGGAGCCUUUGGAUGGAACGGAUGUCCUGUUUUCAUAAUGGCUAAGAUAGGAAAGAAGGGCAAAUACAAAUGGGAAAAGAUUGACUUAAUUAAUUUAGCUAAGGACAAAAAAGGUCAAUUUGAAAUUCCGGUAAAUGGAUUGACCGUUGAAGUUCCGGCAACCUACUCCGGCGAAGACACCAAGCUCUAUUUUGGUUUGUAUGAAGUAUGGACCGGUAGAUGGAAGGGUGGUUUGGUAAUUCAUCAAGCUGAAGUUACAAUGAAUUAACUUUGGUUUCAAACAAUUUAUAAUGCUUAAAUUGCAAUCUAAUAAUGUGGGAAUAAGUUUAUAUUUCGACUAAACAGAGAGCGAAAGGUUUCUUUUUUUUGUUUUUUUUUAUUAAGGAAAUGUGAGUGGGAGUUUAAUAUCCAAUAACAACGAAUCGGAAUUGGUAUUGUUGUACUUUUAUAAUUAUAAAUGAAUGCUCAAAGCAUCAUUUUUGCUAUUUUUCAA